Messenger RNA from Ectocarpus siliculosus, 1643 nucleotides. The record is from the annotation of a GenBank genome assembly. NCBI's taxonomy places the organism in Eukaryota, Phaeophyceae, Ectocarpales, Ectocarpaceae.
AUGUCCGCCGCCGCGGAGGCUGCCGACGCCGUCGCCGCUGCCGCCACCGCGAACCAAGACAGAGAUAGGGGUUUCCCGCCCACCGGGGGUAGCGGCGGUGGAGAGAGAGCAGGGGUAGCGGCGGCGGUAGAAGGGAGCGGCAGCAGACCAGGGGAGGAGGACGGUGACGUCGAGAUGCCAGACGUGAAGGAUUUAACCGGGCCGGCACCUAGAAGCCGCCCAGGAGAACCACCGGCAGUGGACACGGCGCCCGUCGCCGCGAACGGCGGCGAGGCAGGGGCAGGAGAGGAUGGUCGUGUCGCUGCUGCUGGUGCCCCGGGUUCACGAGCGGCUGGGGGCUGUGCCAGUGGUAGCAGCAGCGCCGGUGGGCUUGAGCUGGCGACCGCCGCGCGGGCGGCGGUGCUCUCGGUGGCCGGGCUGCAGGCCCGCGGCUUGGCGGAGCAGGAGGAACGGCGAACAGAAGCGCUCCUCGCGGACCUCCUCGAAGCCAGAGUUCAACGGUUGGAGGCGAAGCUGCACUGCUUUGAUGAGCUCGACCAGGUGCUGGAGACGGAGCGUGCGUGCCUGGAACACGACCGGGCUGAGCUCGUUUUCGAGCAGGCUAGGUCUAUGCUGCCCAAGUAAAACUGCCGCGGUGCCGGCCUGGGAGCUUUGAAGACUUUUUGCCCCACGGCUAGUCCAAACAAUUUUUUGCUAUUACAAAAGGUGUUAUUUUUCUCGUCGUGCAAGGCGCGUGCGGCUAGAAUGCAGCUGCGCAAAACAGCGCGUGCGUUGUGGGGCGCGACAAAAGAACGCGUGUGAUAGGCAUGCAAUGCUUCAUGCUGGUUGAUGAGGGAGGUGUUUAGUUUUUCCGGUCCCUUCCUCUUUAAGUGGGAUUGAUGUUGGUUUGGUCGAUUGGAAAAUUCUGGUUUACGUAGUGACUCGAUUUGACCUCCUCUUUUUUUUUUCCUUGACGGGGCCCGUUUUCUUCUUGUUUACGUCAACAACUACUGUUUGUGGCCAUCUCGGAGGAGCAGUAAAAUGUCGCCGACAGGCAGCACGCAUGUGACUUGAGUUGCGUUCCGCGCUUGGGUCUGAAAGCUUGAGCCAGGGCGAUGCGCGGCGUGAAAAACAGAGCUUGCCUCCUGCCACUCUCGUCCUUGUCGCUGUGCUUGCAUCCCUCGACAUGCUCGACAUGGAAGGUUCGUUUUGUUUGUCGAAUCCCCCAACCUUUCGUCGGUGAUUGUAUGUAUGUUGUUGUUUUGUUUUGUUUUGUUUUUCUGGGUUCCGGUUGCAACACAGACGUGCGGGGGGGCAGCGGUUGUUGUAGUUGACCCCACGUGUGUCCAGAAAUAUCUGUGUUUUGUAAUCGUGACGAUGUCCUCCCUGCAACCAGUCUUUUUGAUUUGGUGCGUUCGUCGGUGUCAAUGCGUCCUCCUGCCUUUGUUACUUGCGACCGGCACGGCUCGUGAUGGCUUAUAAACAGGUUGUUGUUUUGGGUCGCCUUUCCCUUGUAUUCGUGCGUGUUUGAGCGGUUGACGGGGCGACCGCCCGUAUGUGGGGGGAAAAGGGGCGUGGUUCUUGUUUAGGGCCCCUGUUGUUGGUUGCCGCUGCGCGUGGGUGAAUUGUAAUGCUAACAGUGGCGUCCUGCACGCCCCUUUUAU